GGCAUCGAGUUUGCGCGAGAUCAGAGAGCUUUUACCACGCCGACGCCGACGCAGCAAAAAUCCAAAAGCUUCGAGUCGGCGUAGUCUGGGACCUGACGUCUCUCCGUUCGGGGGGAAAAAUCUCCACCGCACGGGGGUUUAUAACACAAAAGAGAAAGGAGAGAGAGGAGAAAGAUUAUUCGAAUAACGGAAACGAGACCGUCGACAACGGAUAGUCGAGUGAGGAGUGUGGCUCGCGUUAGAUAGGAUGCGUGUGCCUGGGUGCGGUGUGCCACCACCCAACAAUAACAAUCAAUUAACAACAAAUAAUAAAAAUCAAGAAAAUAUUUUCAAAAAAAGUCAGGAAAUUUCCAGGCUACAUCAUCAAUUUAGGGGAACUAAUCAUCAUCAUAAUCAUCAUUAUCUUCUUCGUCACUAUCAUCAUCAACAUUCAAGGUCUUUAGAUCAGCAGAAAAUUAGGAUUUUCAGAACGGAAGGACACUUUGGUCCUUCCGUUAUUAAAAAAAUUAUUGAGAAGAGAAAAUUUUGUGGAAUCAGAGAAUACGAUUGUGAAUUGAGAUAAUUUUUCUUUUACGAAUCUUUCGCUGUCUCUUUCUCUCUCUCUCUCUCUUUAAUAAAAUUAAAAAGAGAAGUUUGUUUUUGUUUUUGUUAUUUUUGCAAAAAAAAAAAAAUAAAAAAGGUCCCGCGCGCUCUCACACACACGGGGACCAACGAUUUUUCUUGAUUCAAUUGUUCCGCGGGACCAAUUGAAACCGAGAGUGAGAUUUCUUUUGCGAGUCCAUCAUUUACAAUUUGGCAGACACGACGUUUAGAAAACUGAAGUUCCAGGCCGAGGAGUGCCAGCCAGGUGUCAACCGGCAUCAGCCUGGACCACCACCGUCCCAGCUACUCAUGUUCAUCCCGGAUACUCUGAGGAGCUGCAUGGUGGAACCGGAUGUCUCGACUUACCUGCAGGCCCCUUCCGUAGGACAGGAUGAGUUCCAUCCAUUCAUUGAGGCCCUCCUACCAUUCGUGAAGUCAUUCUCCUACACGUGGUUUAACCUACAAGCGGCAAAAAGGCGUUACUAUAAGAAGCACGAGAAACGGAUGAGUCUCGAAGAGGAACGACAGUGCAAAGAGGAACUCCAAGUGAGUAAUAUUCAAUUAUUUUAA
Leptopilina heterotoma is the source of this 1152-nucleotide messenger RNA. RefSeq names its product nuclear factor 1-like. Gene Ontology annotation, biological process: regulation of transcription by RNA polymerase II. The record is from RefSeq and is a predicted model, not a curated record. Lineage: Eukaryota; Metazoa; Arthropoda; Insecta; Hymenoptera; Figitidae. Gene Ontology annotation, cellular component: nucleus. The coding region runs from base 892 to 1152 and encodes 86 amino acids. The transcript is spliced from 2 exons. Gene Ontology annotation, molecular function: RNA polymerase II cis-regulatory region sequence-specific DNA binding; DNA-binding transcription factor activity, RNA polymerase II-specific.